Coregonus clupeaformis (lake whitefish) is the source of this 723-nucleotide messenger RNA. Its product is annotated as vitamin K-dependent protein C-like. Lineage: Eukaryota; Metazoa; Chordata; Actinopteri; Salmoniformes; Salmonidae. The record is from RefSeq and is a predicted model, not a curated record. The coding region runs from base 1 to 723 and encodes 240 amino acids. Gene Ontology annotation, biological process: proteolysis. Gene Ontology annotation, molecular function: serine-type endopeptidase activity. The transcript has 2 exons.
AUGAAGUUGGAGCCACGGGAGGCCGAGGAUGACUUUGUGUGUGGGUGCGGUGAUGAUGAGGAUGGGAAGGCUUUCCUGGUGCUUUCUCUCCUCAAUGUGGGUUGUCAGGACCGGUGCAAGGGGGAGCCGUCCCAGCCCUUUCCAGCGCAGAUGAAGCGUAUCGUCGGGGGGCGUAGUGCUGUGCCAGGUCUCUUCCCCUGGCAGGUCCUCUUCACCGUGGAAGCCACUGUGGUGCCUGUGUCACCCGAACACGUCCGCGUCUACCUGGGCCUGCACGACGUCAGCGCCAAGCAACACGCCACCAACCGCUCAGUGGAGCAAGUCAUCCUCCACCCUUACUUCGACCCUUGCAACUACAACAACGACAUCGCCCUGGUCAAGCUGAGUCAGGCGGUGCCUGUGGGGGAGCUGGUGCGGCCUGUCUGCCUGCCCCCAGACAGCCCCCAGAGCUCCCAGCUCAACACCUUGGGCCUGGUGGCCGGCUGGGGCAUCUCCAACCGCAACGCCUCCGCGGCCGCUGACACUGCCAUGCUCUCCUCCGACCUGGGCAUGGUGUCGGACGUGAUGCAGUAUGUCAAGCUGCCCGUGGUGGCGCAGGAGGAGUGCAAGGCCAGCUACCCCUCAUGCUCCAUCAACUACAACAUCACUGACAACAUGUUCUGUGCCGGCUUCUACGAGGGCAGGCACGACACGUGCCUGGGGGACAGCGGGAGGCCUUUGUGA